This is a messenger RNA of Balearica regulorum gibbericeps (East African grey crowned-crane), 379 nucleotides long. Lineage: Eukaryota; Metazoa; Chordata; Aves; Gruiformes; Gruidae. The record is from RefSeq and is a predicted model, not a curated record.
AGCGCAGGAGGUCGCGAUCCACCUCACGAGAGAGGGAGAGGAGGCGAAGAGAGCGAUCCCGGUCCCGGGACAGGGACAGGAGGAGGAGCCGUUCUCGCUCCCCACACAGGAGACGGUCCAGGUCGCCGAGACGGCACCGAUCCAGCUCCUCCUCCCCGCCACGGCUGAAGGAAAGGCGGGAUGAAGAGAAGAAGGAGAUAAAGGACUCCAAAGGCAAAGAGCGACAGAUCACGGAGGAAGAUUUGCAGGGCAAGACGGAAGAGGAAAUUGAGAUGAUGAAAACGAUGGGCUUCGCCUCUUUCGACACGACGAAAGGAAAGAAAGUGGACGGCGCCGCAAAUGCGUACGCCAUCAACGUGUCCCAGAAGAGGAAGUACAG